Messenger RNA from Sungouiella intermedia, 2901 nucleotides. Lineage: Eukaryota; Fungi; Ascomycota; Pichiomycetes; Serinales; Metschnikowiaceae. The record is from the annotation of a GenBank genome assembly.
AUGACGAUUCCGUUGUUGUUGAAGAUCAAGCAGGGCCAGCUGCUGCCUCUGUUUGUUAAGUCCUCAGACACCAAUGUCCAAUUCCAGAACAAAGAAUACAAGUUCGCUGCCAUCUACGAAAAUGACAUCUCGGAAUCAAUUUUGGAUAGGCUCACUGGCCAAAGCUGUGCUUUAGUGCUUAUGGGUCCAACUGGAAGCGGAAAGACUACCACUUUAAGAAGUAUUCUCGAUCACCAAAUGAACAAAGAUGGAGAAACUUAUUUUACUGCUUGUGAGGUCAGUGAAAACAGAUCCUUUGCUGAUAUUGUGGAUAACUGCAAGCGUAAGAGAUACGUUAGCUCACUUCCAAUGGAUAAGCAGUUGAAGAAGACCAAACUUGCACAAUCGGCCAUGGAAAAGGUCUUCUCCGAAAGAAAGACCUCGUCGACGGUAUCCAAUGCUACCUCCAGUAGAUCGUGUCUCAUUGUAACGUUAUACAACGAUAAGAAAACAGUGACAAUCGUGGAUAUGAUGGGAAAUGAGAAAUACGAUGCCGCAAACUCCACUUCGAAUGUGUUUGCCAACUCAAACGUCUCAUCCAUCACCCAGCUGCUUUUGACAAGAACAACCAGAACCCGUUCUUCAAAUCUCGUGACAAAUUUAAUUUUCCAGAAGCUCUCACUUUCUAAGAUGAAGUUUAUCUUGCACUUGGACGAAUGUGGCAAUGCGGAAUUAAUCAAGUCCUCAUUGUGCAACAUUGUGGAUGUGGUUAAGGAUUUUAGAGUGGAGCCCCCUCGAUCGGUUGUGAGACCUUCUUUAUCCACCAAGUACGUUCCUAGUUAUGCUAGACCCACUGUAUCGUCGUUGAGUCCACGAAAGAAAUCGGUUGCAAAAUCCAUCAGGAUUACCAAGCCAAAGUUGAAUGUGUUCACACCAUUGAUUAAAAGACCAAGCUUAGCUAGAAGCGUCACCGAGACUCCUUGUGUGCGUAAAAAACCCAUGAACAGAACCAUGGAGAACUUGUAUCAGGUCGAGUUGAAAAGUUUGAAGGAACAGAAUGCACAACUCGCCCAGAAAAACAUGGAACUUUCAUCACUGGCUUACGAAGCCAAGGAGACAACUGCCAAAAACAUUUCCGAACUUAAGGAACAUCUUUCAGCUUUUAGGGCCCAGGAGCUACUUUCCUUGAAGGAGAGUCUUGCUGGAGUCAAAAAUGGGUUCCUGGCUUUGGAGAGUGAUCAUUCCUCAAUGGUUGCAGAGAUGCUCUCUAAAGAAAGAGAGAUUGAUACCUUGAAAGCCUCUAAGGUGGAGGCUGAGGAUCGAAUUCAAAAAUUGAAGGAGAUUCAGAGCGCAAACCAGUCCGAAAUUGAGCAUUCUAAACAAGAAACCGCGACACUCCAGGGAAACAUCGAGCAGCUUGAAAAGGAGAUUUCUACUCUCAAAGUACAAGUUGAUGACUUCCACAAACGGAUCGGUUCGCUCACAGAGGAUGUAAGCACUCGUGACGAAUCUAUCAAAUCGUUGGAACGUGACAUGGAGUCUCGCCAAAAGAAGAUUACAGAAUUUGAACACAGCAUUGCUAUACAUAGAGAUGAGAUUGAGUCUCUAGAGUCUACCAUCACUUCUCUCAACGAGGAGUUGGAGAAGCUGAACUUAACGUCCGAGUCGAUGAAGAAGCAAGUGGACGCUUUAGAAGAUCAACUCGCAACUCUGAAGAACCAGAUCGCUUCAUUUGAGGGCCAAAUGUCCUCUGAGAAAGAACAAAUUUCUUUGCAAGAACAGAAGAUCUCGUCUUUGCAAGCGGAAUUAUUACAGAAGGAGCAGACCUUGAAAGAUUCCGUGGCUGAGAAACAGAAACUCCAAGAACUUCACCAAGAGGAGCUCGACAAAAAUAUACAAGAGUCUCAAAUUUUGCAACAGCAACUUGAGCUGCAGAGCACUGCUUUGGACAAGUUACAGAAUGCCUUCCAACAACAGAAGAGCCAAAUCGAGAUUUUGGAAAGUGAGAAUUCCAAAACAAGCACCGAGAAUUCCGAAGCCAAAAUUAGCUUGCAAGCUAAAGAAGAAGCCCUCACUAUCUUGACCUCCGAGAAUGCUGAUUUGCAAGAAAAGUUGAAUACGCAAACAAGGAGAAUCGAGGCUGCUGAUGCCCAGUACAAGAAAGAUAGAGAUGUACACUCCUCCAAGCUUCAGUCGACCCAAAAAAAUCUCGAAAAGAUCAUAGCUGAGAAGGAAGAACUUACUAAGAAGCAUAACGAUCUCAUCUCCUACAAUAAGUACAUUGUGGAGAAGUACUCCAGUGCAUUAGAUAAGAAUGACGUUCUGAACAAGGAAGAACAAGGUAAGUUUGAAAGCACCAUCAAGGAACUUCAAGCAAAGCUCAAAAGUCAGGAGGAUGAGCACAAGAAAAUUGUUCACGAUUUGACUGUUCAGGUUGAGAGCCAGGAAAUGGAGAUGUCUGAACUCGAGAAAUACAAGGCCAAGUGCACGAACUUAGAGAAUACUGCCCGGGCAGUUCGGGACGAAUCAAUUGAGCAGAUUGCAUUCUAUGAGACAGAGAUUGCACAAUUGAUGAGUGAAAUUGACAGUUUCAGAAGCCUAGAGGUGACCAACGGCCAAUUGCAGGCUGAGUUAGAUUCCUUCCGCCACGUCAAGCUCUCAAACUUGGAAUUGACGAAUACUGUUGACAGAUUCAAGACUCCAAGCCCACAAAAACUUCCAUUCAACCCUUCCAGCGAUAUCUUUGAAGACGACCACCAGCCUAACAAGGAUUAUUUGAAGGCAUUGAAGCAGUCGAUGAAGAGCAGCCCCAAGAAUGUGUUACGUGAUUCCAACACCCUAUCAAGCGAGAAGAAGAAAUUGAAGAGAAAGGCACUGAGUUAUAUUUCGUCGGUAAAAAGUCCCAAGGUGGUUUCUCGUUAG